AUGCCUGCAAUAGCCACACAGCCAGGACCGGUCGGGAUAUACACGUACUUUGCCCCCCAAGCCCCAGCUGCUGCCCCGACGGAGUUGCGCACCAAAUUUAAACAUCCCGGCCAUCCAGAGCCGCAUAAUUGCUUUUUAACUCUCUCACAGACCGACCAAAGAGUAUCGGCGGCUUCGGGCGGAACAUUCUUCUUUGGACUGCAUCAUUACACAGCUCGCGUAGCCUGCGAGAUCCUUACCGGCAAUAUCUCUCGAAACGGCUUUUUCGCGCUCGACCGAAAUGGUGUCUCUGCUGUCGAGACGGGCUGGGAGGAUCUUUUGACAGAGGCUGAAUAUUACUAUAUCAUUCCAGGAUACCCUUCUUAUCCCAUCGUGGCCUCCUUCCAAGACUGGAUAUUCCCUCACGAGGAUUUGGACAGUAUAUGGCCGGAGGAACCCAUUCUCAGAGUCCAUCGUACCCCAUACGUCUGCAACUUCACAGGCACUCCGCUUUGUGAAAGAGCGUUGCUCGUGCCGAUAGCCGAGGAGCCAUGGUAUGGAAUCAAUCGAAUGGAGUCGACGAUUGGCUUCUCGCAUCAGCAGGACCUCAACAGCCCAAUGCGUGAUGACGCCAAUGUCAUUCACUUGAGGCCGGACUUGAUCAUCCCUUUUAGAAGGGCGUCUUUUGCCAUCGUACCCAAAUCAACACCGUACGGUAUGCGGUAUGUCAUGACUGUUCUCCUCAACCACCCUUCGGGAGCUUGGUCCACGUUCAAUGGCAGAGUUGCCCACCGCUUCACAAACGGUUCGAAACAUCAUCUAUUCGCACGAUUUGCUUGGGCUAUUUUUGAACACGCAAACCCAUGGAUCGGCCUUGGCAUUUGGCGUGUCGUCCUUCGACGAUUUCGAGAUCCGGCUACGGAGUCAUGGCUUUACAGAAGAGAGUUUAUCCAAUUGAUAAUACCAGGACACUCGACAUUGACCCACAACCAGCAGGAGACUGGACGUUAA
Messenger RNA from Trichoderma gamsii, 990 nucleotides. RefSeq lists its product as hypothetical. The transcript has 2 exons. Lineage: Eukaryota; Fungi; Ascomycota; Sordariomycetes; Hypocreales; Hypocreaceae. The record is from RefSeq and is a predicted model, not a curated record. The coding region runs from base 1 to 990 and encodes 329 amino acids.